Penicillium oxalicum is the source of this 1644-nucleotide messenger RNA. RefSeq lists its product as uncharacterized. The coding region runs from base 1 to 1644 and encodes 547 amino acids. Lineage: Eukaryota; Fungi; Ascomycota; Eurotiomycetes; Eurotiales; Aspergillaceae. The record is from RefSeq and is a predicted model, not a curated record. The transcript has 3 exons.
AUGGCCAAGAAGGGAGGAAAGAAGAAGAACAAGGGUGGUGCGAAGCCUGCUGCUGCCGCCGCGGUUGACAAGGUGGUCGACUCGGUCAAGGACGUCGUAAAGCCCCAGGAUGAAGUCGAGGAAGGCUCCGACGCCAAUGUCGCCGACUCUGCAGUCGCCAGCAAGACCGAGGUGCCCGCGAAUGAAGAAAAACUGGCCGAGACCUCCGCAGACAAGACCACUGCUCCUGUCGCGCCCGUGACCGAGACCAAGGAGACCGAAACGGUCGCAGACCAAGCUGCGCCAGCUGUCGAGAAGAUCGAGGAGCCAGUGAGGCAAGAAGAAAAGGUCGAGGCACCCCUGGUGGGAGAAAGCGUUGCACACGAGGUUGAAGACAAGACCCAACCUCCUCAGCCAGAGGCCAGUGUGUCGCGCGACCUGGAGAACGGGGGUGAUGACAAAGUUGUUCUCCCCACAUCGACCACCGCUACUUCCCCCAUCGCCUCGGAGCCUUACCCUUCCACCUCCGAGGUCGCCGCCGAAGAGCCUACUAUCUCAGCAGUUCCUGAUACAGGGGUUGUCGCACCCACUUCCACACUCCCGGAGCGUCCCAAGACCACCGAGUCGGUCACAGCGGAGCGCAGUGAGCUCACUGCUUCGGCCGUCGAGCCCAUUGCAACUACUGCCCCAGUCAUCGCACCUAUCGAUGAACCUGCCGUGCCGGUGACCGAGACUGUUGCCUCGGUCAGCGAAGCCUCUGUGCCUAUCGCCGCGGAGGAGUCCAAGUCCGUCCCAGAGUCUGCCGCACCUGUUUCUCAGACUAUUGCGCCUGUCUCUGAACCCGUUGCACCCGUCACGGAGUCCAUCCCACCUGCGAGCGAGACAUCUGCACCCAUCCCUGAACCCCUCGCGCCGGUGACCGAGACUCCUGCGCCCGUCUCUGAACCUGUUGCACCCGUAAGCAAGGCCGCUGAGCCUGUCGUUCAGUCCACAGCCGCGCCCACAGAGUUGACUACUUCCCCGGCCGCCCCUACUGAAAGCGAUGCCAUCCACGCCAAGCGUCCCUAUGAAAAGCCCAUCUUCUCCAAUGACGAGGUCAAGCCGCACAAGAUGGCCAAGACCGAGGACGACCAGCCGGUGCCUGCAACAAAUGCCGCGACUCCGGCGCUGACAGGCGCCGACUCCAAAUCGACUGCUGCCCAGGCGGUUUCCCAGCCCACUUCCACAAGCGCCACCAAGCCCACCGAAAACAAGGAGGUUGAAGGGCAGACCCCAGCAACUUCUGCUGCGACUCCCAAGGCUGCAGCUGCGGCCGCCGGGGCUCCUUUCCCUCCUCAGACUACCCAGUCAUCUCCUCAGGCCGUCGCCGCCGCAGCUGCCGCUCUGAAUAACUCCCGAACCGACAAGUCUGCCACGACAGGCCCUAUCAAUGUGGCGGGCACUGAGCCUAAGAAGCCCGAGCCGGCGGCUGUUCGGGGUGAGGAGCCCAAACCCCCGGUUGAUCUGCCUGCGCAGACUGUCCCUGCGGAAUCCACGGCCACUGAAACGUCAGUCCAGCCGGAGGCCGCCAAGACCCAAGAGUCUGAGCCUGAGCCUUCUGGUGAUCAGCAAGCGGAGAAGAAGAAGGGAGGAUUCUUCGCCAAACUCAAGCGCAUGUUCAAGUGA